CCUCCUCUUCUUCUAACUCCUCACAGUCGUCUUUGACUUUGCGACAUGGCUGCGUCCAGGGAGGCAGCGUAGUCCACAAGUCUGCAAUGUUUAUCUACCAAGCUUCUCUAUCGUAUAUUUCUCCAUAGAACUGCCGUUCACAGGUCUGAAGGACAUGUCGGAUAAAGAGGUCGGUAAAGUGAAGGAGAGUCCCGCGGAAAAGGGCUUCAGGACCCCCGGGCUGAGAGGAGCACAGACCACCACUCUGUUCCGAGCUUUCAACCCUGAACUCUUCAUUAAACCUAAUAAACCAGUGAUGGCGUUUGGACUGGUGACCAUCACCUUGUGUGUGGGCUACCUGGGCUAUAUGCACGCCAUGAAAGAAAACGACCAGCAGCUGUACGAGGCCAUCGACAGCGAAGGAGAGAGAUACAUGAAGAGGAAGACCUCCAAAUGGGACUGAUGGCACAACAUAUUGUUUAACACUGUGUGUGUAUGUGUGUUUAUAUUUUGUUAUGACAGAGGGAAAUUAAAACCUGAGUGGACUGAAACCUUUUAAGUCUGCUCAAAUGCUUGAAACCACAGCUGGGAGAAAAAAAUCCAAGACAAAAUCAGAUUGUUUUCAAAUUUAGUGCAAUAAAAAUAUCUAUGAUGGAAAAAAAAUUGUAAAUAAUAUUAAAAAUGAAAAUAGAAGUCA
Molecule: messenger RNA, 676 nt
Organism: Epinephelus moara (kelp grouper)
Lineage: Eukaryota; Metazoa; Chordata; Actinopteri; Perciformes; Serranidae
Gene: smim8
Product: small integral membrane protein 8
Exons: 2
Coding region: 155-442 (95 amino acids)
Source: RefSeq, a predicted model, not a curated record